Thunnus maccoyii (southern bluefin tuna) is the source of this 3050-nucleotide messenger RNA. Its product is annotated as myeloid zinc finger 1-like. NCBI's taxonomy places the organism in Eukaryota, Metazoa, Chordata, Actinopteri, Scombriformes, Scombridae. The coding region runs from base 197 to 1477 and encodes 426 amino acids. Gene Ontology annotation, molecular function: DNA-binding transcription factor activity; RNA polymerase II cis-regulatory region sequence-specific DNA binding. The record is from RefSeq and is a predicted model, not a curated record. Gene Ontology annotation, biological process: regulation of transcription by RNA polymerase II. The transcript is spliced from 4 exons.
AUCAACACUCACCGUAAAGAAACAGUAAGAAUCUGUGAACCAGAAAACCUCAAACCACAACGCUCUGCUCUCUAAGUUUUACGGUAAUCAGCGUCAUGCUACCGGAAAGGCCACUGUGUUGCCCCUUUUGUAAGCUAACCCAACGACUGUGUCGCGCUUUUUUCCAACGCAAUAAUCGGCGGCAGCGGAGUGAAACAUGUCUACAAACAUGCCGCCGGGCAGCCUGAACCUGGAGUCACAGCUUCUGUCCAUCAUGGAUGUGCUGGUGAAAGCGGCGGUGACGGAAAUCAGUCAGCUGUUCUCGGAGAGCUCGGCGUCCCUGCGUCUGCAUUUAACCCAGAGCCUGAAGGAAAACGAAGCCCUGAGGAUGAGGAUGAAGGUGAUGAGGAGUGAGCUCUUCUCCCUCCGGCUGCAGACGAGGAGCAACCGGCCGGCGAGCCGCUUUUCUCCGAUUAGAGCCAACAUACCCAAACCGCGGGCGAAAUCACAAGUUGUCAUAAAGCCACCAGUCGCUCAGAAGGCGAUCAGAGAAGCUGCUCCCAUUACUCUGCAGUCAGAGAACAAGACUUCCUCUCCUGCCACGACAGUGGAGUGUGCAGAUGUGGACACCCCAGAUGUCAUCCUGAUCAAAGAUGAAGAUGACAUUGGAGGCUGUGGGCCAGUUGUAGGUCAGGAUGACUUCAGAAAUCACAGUACGCAGGGUGGUGUUGCUGCUGGGACUCAGAGUUUAGAGCCUGCUGGUUCCUCCUGCCUGACAAACGAUAACGCAGAGCUGAGAAUCGUGAGCGUUCACGGCCGAGGGGAAGGGCCCCUACAGGAGGAGAGCGACACCCUCUUCACUGUCUCUGAACUGCAGGCUUUCAGCUCUCUGUCUCCUGACCACUCCGUCACCCACGACAGUCUCCUAAAUUUCACCUCUGGUGCCAACGACAGACCCCCGAUGAGGGGGAUGCACGAUAACAGUGUCGGACUGGUUAGAAACAGCCAGAAUCAUUCCACUCAAAUCAGCGUACCGUCAUUGAGUCCUGCAAUAAAAACAUCAAUAGGAGCCGACGGUAAAGGAGGCCAUCCCAGUCACGUCAGCCAGUUCUCCCAGCAGCAGAGCUCCGUCUUCCCUCACGCCAUCAACAAAUCCCUGGACUGCAGUUUCUGCGGCGAGCGGUUUGUCACCCGCGAAGACCUGAUUGUGCACCGGGCGAGUCAUACCGGAGAGUCGCCUGUUCCUUGCUCUUUGUGCGGCAAAUCGUUCGUCAACAAGACCACGCUGAGCAUCCACAUGCGCAUUCACACCGGGGAGAAGCCGUACGCCUGCCCGCAGUGCGGGAAGCGCUUCACGCAGAACGGCAGCCUGAAGAUCCACCUGAGGACUCACUCCGGAGAGAAGCCGUACACUUGCUCUCAGUGCACCGCCAGCUUCAACAACCCGAGCAACCUGCGCAGACACAUGAUCACACACAACACUAACGAGGUUCACUGACCAAAAGAUUUAAAGGGUUAAUCUGGAUUUUUUUUUUUUUUUUUUAAAGAACAUUUUUCAGCAUGUUACUUUUACUGACUCUUCUUAUGUCAUAAUGAUAUAUUUGGGGGAAAAUGUGUUUCCUUUGGCAGCGUGUCAUUGUUUUGUCAUUAGUGUCUUGGUUGAAAUGUACUUAAUAAUCUGUAAGUACACUAAUGUAUAUCUUGACAACUUCCUAGUAAAAUCAACUUUUUUGGUUUUAAAUAAGGGCACAAAUAAGCAUGAUCUCUGUUUAAUAUGAUGAGACCUGCAUUCUUUGAAAGCCAGCAAAAGUACAUUAAGCUUUAAAAAUCCCAAAGCCUUUUUUUAUUUUUAACCCUCUAUGAGAGAGAGAGAGAGAGCCAGAAUGAUCUUUUUAUACUGUCUGAAAAGAAAACAAACUCGGAUGCCUCACAUCACAUCACCUUAAUUACAUGCUAGUUUGGUAAAUGCUCAUUUUUUCUUACCGUGACCUAACAAAAUCUGCCUGUUAUACAACUGUAGCUCAACACUUUCUCUCAACAUUAUUUAUUCAGUGUGAAAAUUACUCUCAUUAUUAAUAAUUUUGUAUUAAUGACUUGUCUGACAUCGUGAAUGCUUGCAAGCUUUAAACCACAGGAAUCAUUCCUCAUGUUACUGGAGGGAAACAUUGUGCGGGUCAGAGACGGGGUUCCCAACUGGAUGGCUGAGUAUACAACAGGUGCCUAUUAUUAUUAUUAUAAUUAUUAUAAUAAGAAUAAUAAUAAUUAUUAUUAUUCUUAUUAUUAUUAUUGUUACAGAGAAAUGGACAGAAACACUGACCGUGACAUUGAAAUGAAAAGGAAAGCAUGGUACAGUUAAGGCUGGUUUAUGGGGUCAAAAUGUUCUGUUGUAGUUUUAUAUCGUGAUAUCAAUAUAGUGUGAUAUUUGAUAUAUGAAGUGAUGUUGUGAUUUAGUCAAUUUUCUGUAAACUCAAGACACAGUUCAUAUCUAACAGCUGAGAAACAGUUUAUAGAUAAAAAAAUAACCUGACGGGAAUAUCUGCUUCUGGCAAAUUAAGGUAUUUCAUCACAUUGAUUCAACAGUCCUGUCAACUCAUUAUUGCCUUAAAGAUUUGCAGACACGUCCUAAUACAAAUAAUUAAACACAGUGUGAAAAAAUCCAGUUAUAAUAUGGCUGACAAAUGUCUAUUGUGUCAUGUAUAUAGUGACAUAUCGCCCAACACAAGGUACAGUAUCAAGUGUUAAAGAGUGUUAAACUGGUUUAAAAGUUUGCAGAGGUAAAAGCAAUCACACGGUUGACAGAAACUUUCAGAAACACUGAUAAAACUUGAGACCUGGAUUUAUUAAUCUGAACAUUAUUCUACCCUUCUUUCUUUCUUUGUGUGUAUGUAUGUAUGUGUGUGUGUUUCAUUUGAAAAGCAAACUACCUCCAGUGUCAUCUGUUGCAGCUCUCUUUUCCUCUUUUUGUACUUCCCUAUCGUUCCAGACUGGGCAAUAAUCAAUUUUGUGUGGACUCCUGUGUGUGGAUUUGUAGUCUGAAUAUGCAAUUAUGAAUAAAUACUGAUUUUUCAGCA